AUGUCAAUCCCUGUGAACACAGUGACCGGAUCAUCUAAUAAUAAAAACGAUUCACAAAUUGCAACAAAUAUUGCAACACCACCUGAAAACAAGAUCGAUAGUUGUCCCACAUUUACUACAUCAUUGUUUCACGCUACACCAUCGCCAUCAGAAGCACUUAGAAAACGUAGAGACAAUAAUAUAAUGGGCUUUCCACAAGAUGUUGGUACCUUCUUCACUCCAACACAGCAACAUCAUCCCUUGUAUACAAUCGAUAGAAGAACAGGUUUAAAAGUUACUAUUAACUCUAAAGUAGAUCGUGGGUUUUUUUUGGCCGACAAUGAUUGGACAUGCUACAGAAGAAACUAUUUCCAAAUCAGUUCUACCUUCUCGAUUUCUGCACUGGAUAAUUCGGUUGAUGAGAGUGAGGUGUCAUGUAUAAUUGAGGUCGAAGGUCAAACUCAUGCGGUCACCCAAUUUUUGCUAGCCAUCUCGGCCAAGGUUUCAAACAGUGAUAAAAAAAUAGACCUAGUUCAACAUACACCUAAACGAGACAAAGGUCCUCAGAUGGUUCCUGUGUUAAAGCCAAUUCAUCCUGGUGGAAACCUUAAUUUAAAUCUGGUAGGAACAUAUUCAAAUAUUGUUACGUUUGAACGUAUCCAAUUUAAAACUGCGACUGCAAAUAAUGGUAAACGUAGAGCAGCUCAACAAUACUAUGUGGUGAUGAUUGAUUUGUAUGCUCAGGCUGAUAAUAAUGAAUCGUAUAAACUUGCAACAACAACUUCAGCACCUUUGGUAGUUCGUGGUCGUAGUCCUGGUCAUUAUGCUGACAGUCAUGAACGUUUUAAUCCUAUACAAAUGCACCAAGCUUUUCCAAAUGAUGCUCAUCAUAUGACAAUGGCAGCACCCAAUGUUGCCCCUCCUCCAGGUAUGAUCCCAGGUGACUUUAACGGAUCAUUUCCAGGUCAUUAUAGUCAUUAUCCACCACCAUUCCAUGGAUUCCCUCCUGGCUCUUUAAUAAUGACUGCCGCUGGGCCAUCGAAUGCAGGACAUGUUGCUUUUCAUCCAGAACACACUGACCAAAAUUUUAUGGUUCAAAACAUACACGAACCAGGUCCUGUUGCAACAUCUACGGCCUCAUUACCCGGAGACAAACAUCUUGUCAAAAUAGAAAUGCAACCUCAACCCUCGCAUAUACAAAAUAAUUCAAUUUCAUCAACUGUUUAUCAUUCACAAGAACUUGUUGAAGGUUUUCAUUUAUAUCAUGGCCAACCAGCAAAUGGUCAACCAGCUAAUAGUGUUGCUAAUAAGGCCGAGUUAAAACAAACAUCAUCUAACGACCCUAAAAAAAAAAAUUCUGAAACACAUGGUAAUAACUCUAACACUUCUGAUACACCUGCAACCGUCACUGAUUCACCUCCCCCUGUUAUUGUAGCUUCUGGUGCAACCAAAAAAACCAGUAGUACAGAAACUACUAAUGAGGGUACAAAUGUUACCAACUCCUCCAAUAAUGAAGCUUUGAAUGAGACGAAAACAAAUGAUGAUGGUGUAACCACAACCACGACUUCUCCAACCAUCAAAAACGAACACGAUGAAAAAGUAAAGGUGUAA
Messenger RNA from Entrophospora sp. SA101, 1590 nucleotides. Lineage: Eukaryota; Fungi; Glomeromycota; Glomeromycetes; Entrophosporales; Entrophosporaceae. The record is from the annotation of a GenBank genome assembly.